CAAAAGAAUAGCCAACGACCGAGAGAGGCAAUGGCAGAAAUGGCGGUUUCUCACUCUAUUGCUUUCUCCCCGAAAAUUUCUCAACUCAGCGUUAUCACCAGUAAUGCUUCGACACGUCUACUUCUCACUCCAUCACCUAACCGAGUUAACCUCUUCUCCAAGCAUCAAAGUCGAAUUGUCUGCUCUGCAAUCUCUGGAUCUCCUGGAACUAAAUCUUCGGGUUUGGUGAACGACGCGUUUUUAUUGGAUACGGUGAAGGUGUUUGAUUUGGAUGGAAAUGGAAUUCCAAUUUCCGAUUUAUGGAAAGAUAGGAAAGCUGUUGUUGCAUUUGCCCGUCAUUUUGGAUGUGUUCUUUGUAGGAAACGUGCUGAUUAUCUUGCUGCCAAGAAGGACAUAAUGGAUGCAUCUGGAGUGGCACUUGUUUUAAUUGGACCAGGCAGCGUUGAUCAGGCAAAAACAUUCUCUGAGCAAACUAAAUUCAAAGGAGAAGUGUAUGCAGAUCCUACCCACUCAUCAUACGAGGCACUAAAAUUUGUUUCCGGGGUUUCAACCACAUUUACUCCUAAAGCUGGUCUCAAGAUAAUACAGUUGUACAUGGAAGGUUAUCGACAAGACUGGAAACUUUCAUUUGAAAAGGAUACUGUCUCCAGAGGUGGCUGGCAGCAAGGUGGAAUUAUAGUUGCAGGUCCUGGCAAAACAAAUAUCUCAUAUAUCCACAAGGAUAAAGAAGCUGGAGAUGAUCCAGAUAUUGAAGAAAUAUUGAAAGCUUGUUGCUCAUGAAGAAAAUGCCAUAUUCUUUAGCUACAACGCUAGUGUCUCAUUCAAAGGUCCCAUUAUACCUAGUUGCUUCAUUGCUGGACAAGUUCAAAGAUUGGAGCCUUCACUGCAAAUGAACAUGGUCCAAAACAUUUCACUAAUUGCAAUCUGAGGUUUCUUUUUACCAAUGUAAAAUGUAUUUUAGACCCAAAAUUUCUACUGUAUAGAAGAAUACUUCAGGGUUUUGUGUAUCAUAUAGCUUAUAAACGAAUGUGUUAAAGGUCAAGGUUAUGUGUCUUGCAUUAUCCAUAGCUUUGUAAAUGUGUACGUUAAAGGUACUUCUUUUUGCUGGUA
Messenger RNA from Jatropha curcas, 1110 nucleotides. Its product is annotated as thioredoxin-like protein AAED1, chloroplastic. Gene Ontology annotation, cellular component: chloroplast. The record is from RefSeq and is a predicted model, not a curated record. NCBI's taxonomy places the organism in Eukaryota, Viridiplantae, Streptophyta, Magnoliopsida, Malpighiales, Euphorbiaceae.